GCACGCGGGCAGGCAGCGGUUAGGCGCGAGGCCGCGGGCAGCCGGCGCUGGGCAGGCAGGCAGGGAGGGCAGGAAGCGGAGCCAUGCGGACCAAGCUGCAGCUGCUGUGCGCUCUGGCGGCGCUGCUCUGCGCCGCGGCACCGGGUCCGCACCGCGCUCGGGGAGCGGCGCCCGCAGUGCCCCCUGCGGGAGAGGGCGAUGGGUACGGAAUGAAGCUGUGCGGGAGGGAGUUCAUCCGCGCCGUCAUCUUCACCUGCGGCGGGUCCCGCUGGAAGCGCCUCUCCGCGCUGGCCAUGGAGCCGACGCCCGCGGCCGAUUCUGCGCGAACAGCAAGUAACAAACUACUGGGAAACUUGAAGCUGCAAUCAGUUUCGGGGCCUGAAGUGGAGCAGCAGCGGAGAAGCAGCCAGUCUUUUGGAUGGGAGAUGAUUAAUGACUUGUAUAAUUUGAAUGACAUUAAUGAGUAUGUACCUGUGGCAGAUGACUUUAAAGAACUUGUUCGGAAAGUAGAGGAGGCUAUUAAGAAAGAGAAGGGGGGAACAGGAUUUGCAAACCCCAUGGGGUCAAACAAUUACCUUUGGGCCAAGUAUCCCAGACGAAAACGUGACUCUCUGGGUUUGGCAGGAAUUUGUUGCAAAUGGGGCUGUACAAAAGCUGAAAUUAGUGCCAUAUGCAGAGUUUAAAAUCCUCUCCACAUUUACGCUUGAAAUCAAUGUUUGUUGCAGUGCUACUUUAUUGAAUAAUGUACGGAGGAAGAAAGCUCUCACUGUAUUUUGUUUGUGUCUGUGUGCCUGUCAAUACUGCUGA
Messenger RNA from Neopsephotus bourkii (Bourke's parrot), 807 nucleotides. Its product is annotated as relaxin-3-like. Bases 84 to 683 code for a protein of 199 amino acids. Gene Ontology annotation, cellular component: extracellular region. The record is from RefSeq and is a predicted model, not a curated record. Gene Ontology annotation, molecular function: hormone activity. The transcript is spliced from 2 exons. Lineage: Eukaryota; Metazoa; Chordata; Aves; Psittaciformes; Psittacidae.